CGAAUAGAGUAUCGUUUCACAACUCAAAUUGGCGUGUGCUUACUUACCUACUUAACAUAAUUAUUCAUUAUUAAAAACGAAAUUGCGGCGUGCGGGCGGCGUUUUAAUUCGUCGCGCGUAUUAUUUUUUAACGGGAUUCGACCGUAGAAUAAUUUCCUGCGUCAAUAUAUCAUCUAUUUUAAGUUCGGUUCAGUCAUUGUUAUGUCGGCGUGCCAGCAUUAUGUCGCUCGCGAUUUUAAAACAACUAAGACAUUGGUAGUAUUGUUGCGAAGUUUAGUCAUUCGCGAUUAAAUCCGCGAUAAAGAUAAGAUAGGAGGGCCAGAUAAGGAACGGUUUUUACACGCAAAGGAUAUCACAAUGUUACGAGCUAAUCUGGCGUAGACAGCCGAUUUAUGGAGAACGUAGAAUUGAGAAGAACCUCCGCGAGGAAGUCCAAGAACAAGCUGAAGUUCGCGUCCUUCACUUCGUACUUCCGCAGGAGCCAUAUGAACGGGCAGCUGAUCUCGGAACCGACGAAUUUCGAGAAAAAGGAGUUCCAGGUGGAGAAUUUGGCGCCGCACGUUUCGAUACAAGAAUGCCCUUUCGAUGUCACCGGCUACGGGAAGCUCAUCAUGAGGGACAAGUUCAAGAUGAAGAGGCCGGUGAAGAAGGAGAGCGUCACCGUUUUCAUGUUUGAGAGAAUCAUCGUGUUUACAAGUGAAGAAGAAACGGAUUUAUACUAUUAUCUAGGCAGCAUACAAAUGACCAACCUGAGCAUGGUAGCGCCGAAAAAGAAAAAUAAAAUAUUACUGGUAGAUUACAACAAAAUGAGGCAGCCGAAUUUGAAGCAGAUGAACGUCGAGUACAAGUUGAAAACGAAGAACGUGGACACGGCCAAAGCCUGGAGGGAAGCGAUCCAGAAAUGCCUGUGGAAAGAGUUGCUUUCGGCCAGAGGUCAGCAAUGCGACGUUGAUUGUCGGUGUGAAGUUCAAUCAGGCAAGAUUCACGGUUGCUUUUUCAUUAAAUUUCACGUUUUAUCGAUUUGUAAUUACUUAUUAGAUACCUAUAAUUUACCUAUAACAGAUGCCAAUGGCUGCUAAGAUAAGGAGGAAAUAUUCUUACCUAGAAAAGCCCUCACCAAUAUUAAUAAUUGCAAUUCGAUUAUUGGUAUUAUUAUUAUUCACAUUUUGGCCGGCGCGCUGGGGCUUUACAGAAUAAAAAAUGCCACUUUUAUUGAAACGUAUUAAGCACUUAACACAUCCAAUGUUUUGAGUUUUUUUAAGUAUUAAUUAAGAAAGGCAAAUGACACCAAAAGGAGAAAUAAUUAAGCACCGUAAGGCAAUGUAAUUAAUAUUUUUUUGCAAAUUGCCAAAGACAGAACAAAAGCUCUCGGUUACAUUAUUUGCUUUUAGAUUACGCUAAAUUGGGCAUAGAAAAAGGAAAAAAAUGAGCACGAAACUGUAAAUUAUUUAGUAAAUUGACCAGAAAAUUUGGAAUAUCGUCGAAACAACAUUUUGGAUAAGAUAAAAAUUAAAAGUAUAAUUAACAAUAUACCAUAUAUAUAUCAUCGAUUUCUUAUACGAUUUUUAUCGAAUAAAAAAUUUUAUAUAGCACUUUUGAUUGGUAAAUACUGAUUACAUGGAAUUAUGUAUACGGAGAUCUCCAACGACCUCGUUAAAACUAAAUUAACUAAGUAAGGUAUGAAAGCUUUUUUGAUCACAGCAAUGUGAAAAAUGUGCUUAGAUGUAUCAUCUGCUUUCCUUUGCAGAACAUUGUCAUGCUAUUUUAUUGAAGACGCUUGGUUUUUUAUCAUCAGCCACACAUUUGCUUCAAAAUGUUUUCAAUUGGUUCAUAUGCAUGAAAAAGAAAAAUUUUUAAAUACAUUGAGUGCCAGAUUACACAGCCAAUUCAUUACUUAAGGUUCAGCAAUAAACUGAAUUAGUGACACAUAGUGAUUUUUUGUAAAUUUUCCACCUUUGAUAUUUCCCUGCCCAAAUUUUUCCCCAGCACAUUUUUUUUACUAGUGCAUCUAAUGUAAAAAUCUAAUCUCAAACUAUGAUUUUUUUAAGCCAGGAACCUUUCUAACCUUUCUAGCCCCCUUCAAAAAUAAAAUUGAAGUGUUUUGGGUUUUUGCAGGAAAAAUUUGUGCAGGGAAAUAUGGGAGGUGGAAACUUUUACCAAACUUUAAUU
Molecule: messenger RNA, 2169 nt
Organism: Phyllotreta striolata
Lineage: Eukaryota; Metazoa; Arthropoda; Insecta; Coleoptera; Chrysomelidae
Source: the annotation of a GenBank genome assembly